Molecule: messenger RNA, 5038 nt
Organism: Zootermopsis nevadensis
Lineage: Eukaryota; Metazoa; Arthropoda; Insecta; Blattodea; Termopsidae
Gene: Rph
Product: Rabphilin
Biological process (GO): regulation of calcium ion-dependent exocytosis; exocytosis; spontaneous neurotransmitter secretion
Cellular component (GO): membrane; synapse
Molecular function (GO): small GTPase binding
Source: RefSeq, a predicted model, not a curated record
CGACAUUCGCAUAUCAGCGAUUUUAGAAAGCUAGUCGUGGACACCGGAACUCUUUAUCGACUGUGGUUGCAUGCUAGCUGGAUCAGACGACUGGCAGGGCCCCAACGAACCAACCAGCGAAGGUCUAGGCAGAGCAACAGGCCGACAAAGACAGACUGUUUCAUUGAUGUUACCGUCGUCAUCAGUGAACGCCCGCACCCCACGAACCUACAAACCCUGAACCAUCUCGCACGCGCAAAGUCAGUUGAAGCGAGUAACAGCAAGCGAUAGGAGACAGUUGAAACGCGAACACAUUCCGUGCAACAGGCUGUAAUACCUAAAAGCAUGACAACACUCGGUGCUUAACGAAAAACAGUUCUGUUUCAGUGUUGUGGUAAUGUAACUUGUGAUUAUUGUUGUUUGUUUUUGAAACUGUAUUUAUGUAUUCUAAGACUUGGUAGUUGACAUUAAUUUUAAUUACUAUGUGAAGAGUUUAUUUGGUGAACUGAUGGACUGACUAUUUACUUCCUGCAUCGUCGCGUGGUACUCCAUGACUUUCAAAAAUAAACAUAUUGCAAGGCCGCGGAAUGCGAUAAGAACACAUUCACCACCUGUGGAUGGGUGAAUUCUUUUCGCCUGACUGCAGGCUGUCAACAUGGUGGACUUCGGUAACGUCUCUAAAGAUCGUUGGGUCUGCCCCAGCGAUCGGCAACUAGCGCUGAGAGCAAAGCUGAGGACUGGCUGGUCUGUGAAGACUCGGCAACUCCAAUCGUUCGGAGGACGACAGGACUCAACACUGAAUGAGUCUGAACAAGCCGUCAUCAAGGAUGUCAUCAAGAGGGCCGAGAUGCUGGAAAUGACAGAGCAGGAGCGAGUCGGUCGCUUGGUUGAGCGGUUGGAGAAUAUGAAGAGAGCUGCAAUGGGGAACGGAACAAACCAGUGCAUCCUCUGCGGAGACAGUUUCGGUGUUUUAGGAUCAGCCAGCCUCAUUUGCCAUGAUUGCAAGAAGGCCGUGUGUCAGAAGUGUGGGAUUGAAACAAUGUCAGCCCAGAAAGAGCCCAUCUCCCUUUGUAAGAUAUGCUCUGAGACCCGUGAGAUGUGGAAGAAGUCUGGGGCCUGGUUUUUUAAGGGUUUGCCAAAGUAUGUCCUACCUGAGAAAAAGAGCAACCCUGAUUCUGGAAGGUAUGGUGGUCGGAAAAUUCAACGUCCAGGUCUUGAGAAAAACAGCUGGUCACGGGGCAGUGGUGGGCAUGAGUACCUCCAGUCGGCCAACAUCACUUCAUCAUCUACCAACAGUACAACACCUACACUUAAAAGCACACCUGCUGGAUCAAAAUUGGUUUGUGGAAAAGGCAGUGGUGAAUAUGAGGAAGAGAGCAGUUCUGAAGAUGAAAUCAACAGAAGAGCUCGUCAGGCAAGGGGGCGGCAUAUGGAUGACACAGAAGCUGGAGGCAGCCAUCAUAGUCUGAGAAGACAAGGGAGUUGUGUAACAUUUGACCCAACUCUUGGGCCAAUGUCUGGAUCACUUCUUUCCCAGCGCUCAGAGUCACUGUCACUCACAAGUGAUGGAGAAAUAACAGGCGAUCUUCAUUCUUACAGUGACAGUGACAAAUUAGGUCACCACUUUGGAAACAUGAGAGACUACAGCAGGAGUCGUGAGAGUCUGGCAUCUUCAGUGAACUUCAGCAGACAAGCAGGUUGCAACUUGCCUGAUUCAACCUGCAGCCGAAUGGAUGCUAGUCAACCACAUCUGGAUCAGUCCUGCGACCACCGGCAAAAUGCUGGAACUGACAUGGAGAACAACCUGUCACUACACAGCCACAAUGUGGCAGCCUCGCCUUACUUACACAUGCGCCGGGACUCCCAAGGAUCAAAUAUAUCACGUGAGUGGUACUGGUCAGAAGAUAGAGCAUCACUUUCGGGUAGUUCAGCAAGCGGCCACCGAACAGCUAGCAGCAGUUGUGGUGGGGCAGAUGUGGUUGAGGACAGUGCUGAUGCAUCAGUUAUGGAAAACGCAGUGAACCUAGGAAUGCUAGAACUGACACUCUUAUACAAUCCUGUGACAUCUGCCUUGACCUGCUCACUACAUCGUGCCAAGGGUUUAAGACCCAUGGACAUCAAUGGCCUUUCUGAUCCAUUCUGCAGACUGAAUAUAUUGCCCACAGGAGGCAAGUCAAAUAGACUGCGCACCAAGACUGUUCACAAAACGCGGAAUCCAGAAUUCAAUGAGACAUUGACAUUCUAUGGAGUGACAGAUGGGGAUGUCGGGAGAAAGCUGUUACAUAUUCUUAUUCUUGAUGAUGAUAAGUAUGGCCAUGACUUUAUAGGCGAAGCUCGUAUUCCUCUGAUACAUCUCAAACCACAGGAACCUAAACAUAUGAAUAUCUACCUGGAAAAGCAUUACCCGGUGGAGGAGGAAGAUGAGGUAUGGGGAAAUGAUACAUGGGCACAUGGACAGAUCCUCGUGACAUUAUGUUACUCAACACGUCGGCGAGCUCUUGUGGUGGGCAUCGUGCGAUGCAUUAACCUUCAGCCAAUGGACAACAAUGGCUUUUCUGAUCCUUUUGUCAAACUGCGCUUGAAGCCAGACCCUUUCCAUCGUAAGUACAAGACUUCAGUCAAGUGGAAGAAUCUUAAUCCAGUGUUCAAUGAAGAAUUUGUUUUUGAUACAAAGAUGACUGAACUUCCAAAACAAGCUCUUGAGAUUACUGUCUGGGACAAGGAUUAUGGGAAGAGCAAUGAUUAUCUUGGUGGCUUGCAACUUGGAUGGCACUCAAAAGGAGAGCGUCUAAAGCACUGGGUGGAUAUGAUAAAAUUCCCAGAUCACAAGCAUGAAGGUUGGCACAACCUUGGAGAAGAUAUGCUCUCUGACUAGUCCUCAACCCAGAAACAUAAGUUGUUACAACUGGAAUUCUAAACACAAGCGCCUGAAUACAAAUAAAAUAGAAUACUGGAUGGAUUCAGCAAAGUUCUUUUACUUUGUCAAAUGGUUUCAAACUCUGUGUUAUGCAUUUGUAAAGAUGUAACAAUUUAAAAUACAACUUUCAGUUUCUGCACUUUCUUGGUAUUUGUAUAAUGUAGCCUGUUUAUAAAGUUAACCCUUUCAAUGUUAAACUGUGUAUGUUCUGAGGUGCUGCAUUUUAUCCAUGCUGUCUAUAUGAUAUCAAUUCUAGAAACAAUAGCUAUGUUAACUUCUUCACUCUCAGUUCACAGAAUUGUCAGGUCAGAGACAAGGCCAUAGCUAGCAGUUCUGAUGGCAUGCUGGCUGGCUGGUUGGACCUUUACAGACUUUUUAGGUGUAGAGAGAAAAGGAUGUACAUUGGUGGAAUGAUGAUUGGCAGGCAAAAUUGAAGCACUAAAAUUAAAAAUUGUCUCAGUGUUAGUCUGUGACAAAUGUCACAUUGACUGCCCCAGAAUUAAACCUAAGCCUCCACAAUGUGAAACUGGCAUUUAACCACCUGAGCUAUGGUAUAGCUUCUAGUAACAACUCGGUGUGCAUAUACCAACUUGUGCACAAUUAUAACCAGGAGGGGUUGCUUCUUCCAUUGCUGCCAUCUUGUAUGUGAGUGCACUACAUAAUAUUGAUAAGUGAUCACUUUAUUUUCACCAUGGCAGCGCAAAUAACUGCUCAGUCAGAUUAUAACACUGAAAGAGUUAACAAUGACUCAGAAGUCAUGUAUAAAACAGAUCCUACAGUGAUGAAGUUGAGCACGUAUAUUUGGAAUUCUAUAUAUUAGAGAAAGUGAAGAGAUUAAACAAUAAUUGGGAAAAUUCAUUUGUAAAGAAUUACUGGGCUUUAAUCUUAACUAUUGUAUUAUGAACUUGCAAGGUAUAGUGAACUCCACAGAACACUAUAUUCACAAGGCUUAUUGAAAAAAAAUUAAUGCAGGAAGUAUCCAGAAGUUUAUGUUCAGAAAGAAAGUAGUAAUUUGUUUAGUUUAGUUUUUUUACUUGAUCUCCUUUCCUCUUCUAGUGUCUUAAGUUCUGCAGUCAACAACUGCAAGUUGCUACAAUGUAUAUGAUUAAUUUCCUUAAAUAAUGGGCAAGUGGCAUUUAUUUAAAUAUUAAUACUUUUUGUGCUGAUUUGAUUUAUCUUAAUUCCUCUUAUCAAGAACACCCACAACACAGCCAUCUUUCUGGAUGUAUUAGUGACACUUUCUUUGAUGUUGUAUAGAUGUGAGUAUCAUGUGUAAAAGCAAAAUAAGAAGAAACUUGCAUAUCUCAGGACUAUUCAAACUACCGUGCAUACAUAUCUUGAACAGCCUAUAGCACAGACCAUGUCAGACAGAGAAUUGUGGUGGGCUAGAAUUCUCAUAGCAUAAUCCAUAUAAUACUACCUUUAAAGGAAGUGCCCUACCACUCAAAAUGCAUAGCAGCAGCACCUUGACUUAGACAUAGCUCAGGAUCUAACUGUUCUGAAGAUAUUACUGAUGGUACAGUCUGUUAAAAGAGAAACCAAAAUUUCUGUGUUUUAAAUACAAUAAGAACAAGGCGCAGUAUUGCAACUGAUACAGAACUGUGACGUGUUGUCAUGGCCUGGCUGAAAGCUGUAAAAUUAUGCUAUUCUAUAAUAUUUUUAUGAUACUUCUUAUCUCCAGUUUUGUCACACAUGCUACUAUGUUUAUAUAAAUAUUUUUUUUUUUUGUCUUUGAGCAGUUAUUUCUUGUCAGGAAGUGUCUUUUUCACUGUUAAUGGCCUCAAGAUGAAUGCUGUGUAAUAUGCUGUAACACUAAGCUUCAACAUCUAUGAAAACAGGAAGUAUCCUUCCUCAUUCUACUAUAUUUUUAUCAAUAAUUUGUAUGAGUGCAGAUGUAACUAUAACCAGCUGAAAUAUUUAAAGUGUUAUUUCAUUUUUAAGACAAUCAAUUAUGGUAAGAACUUUUUUCAGCUGAAAUAAAUGUUUGAUAGUUCAUUUUUAUUGCUAUUUGAGCCAAAUGGCUGCACAGUUGAUACCAUGUAUUAUACGUAAAAUGCUGUUGUGGAGCAAUGUUACAAAUUAACUAGUUUCCUUAUUUUUCCUGAACAGUGUGGUGAUAAUAAAUAUUUUUCUUUUCCAUUA